AUGCCUUCACAAAAAUUUUUGGGUACCCAACCACCAUCCUUCCAACAGAGGCACUUGAAAGCCAAAGACAAGGACAUUGUUCUAGCCUCUCAGCCCAAAACAGGAACCACUUGGCUAAAAGCCCGUGUUCUCCACUUCAAAAGAAAUGAAAAUCAUCUAGUGUUUCGCACUGGAAACACCGUGGGAAUGGGAGAAGGCGAGCAGCAGGCCAUUGAUGAGCUGAUUGCUUCACUUCCCCAAGAGAAAGUUCCAAGCCUUCCUCCUUGUUGCCUUUUCCAAAACUUUUGGUGCCCGAUCUUCGUGCUUCCUAAUGUUGUCGCGUUCCAGAGGCACUUCAAGGCCAAAGACAAGGACAUUGUUGUUGCCUCUGACCCCAAAUCAGGGACCACCUGGCUAAUGGCCAUAGCAUUCUCCAUUGUCAAUCGCUCCCAAUUCGACAUCUCAAACAUGCCCUUGCUCACUUCAAGCCCCCAUGAACUCAUCCCUCGCUUUGAGUUUGACUUUUUCGUGCAUAACUCGAGAUUCGAUCUUGAUGACAUGGAGGAACUGAGGCUCCUCUCUACGCACCUCCCUUAUUCAAGCUUGCCGGAGUGUGUCAAGCGGUCGGACUGCCGGAUCAUUUACAUCUGCCGGAACCCGUUGGACACCGUGCUUUCCUCUUGGCACUUCUACCUCCAGAUGGCGCGAUCGGAGGAGUGGCCGGAGGGGUCCUUGGAAGAGCAUUUCGAGAUCUAUUGCCAAGGGAAAACACCGUUCGGGCCCUUUUGGGAUCAUAUGGUGGGGUACUGGAGGGAGAGCUUGGAGAGGCCACACAAGGUGUUGUUUCUCAAGUAUGAGGACUUGAAGGAAGAUAUCGUAGGACCCCUGAAGAAGGUGGCCGAGUUUGUGGGUCUUCCCUUCACUGAGGAGGAAGAGGAGAGAGGUGUGAUUGAAGAGAUAGCCAAAAUGUGUAGCUUGAAGACCCUCAAGGACCUGGAGGUCAACAAAUCCGGCAAAUUAUCUGGUAAAUCCAUCGAGAAGAGAAGCUUUUUUAGGAAAGGUGAGGUGGGUGAUUGGGUUAACCAUCUCACUCCUUCCAUGGUGGAUCGCCUAAAUAGCAUCAUGCAAGAGAAUUUGAGCCCCUUCGGGUUGGAGUUCAAAUUAUGUUGAGUGUUAAUUACUUGCAGUUUCGCUAUGUCCAUCACUAUAAA
Molecule: messenger RNA, 1190 nt
Organism: Syzygium oleosum
Lineage: Eukaryota; Viridiplantae; Streptophyta; Magnoliopsida; Myrtales; Myrtaceae
Product: cytosolic sulfotransferase 15-like
Exons: 2
Coding region: 1-1149 (382 amino acids)
Biological process (GO): sulfation
Cellular component (GO): cytoplasm
Molecular function (GO): sulfotransferase activity
Source: RefSeq, a predicted model, not a curated record